Anguilla anguilla (European eel) is the source of this 1277-nucleotide messenger RNA. RefSeq names its product chromosome 4 C1orf210 homolog (gene c4h1orf210). The transcript is spliced from 5 exons. The record is from RefSeq and is a predicted model, not a curated record. Gene Ontology annotation, molecular function: protein binding. Bases 173 to 1216 code for a protein of 347 amino acids. Lineage: Eukaryota; Metazoa; Chordata; Actinopteri; Anguilliformes; Anguillidae.
GGAAAGGGUUUAGAGUUGCAAUACUUUCAACCUUUGCUCAAUGUGCCUCCAUUUUAUUUCAAAGGCAGAAUAAACAAACCUCACAACAUUACUUUAAUGUGAAUGCAGAGGGACACGCAUUUCAUUUCCCUGAGUUUGAGUCAACGACAGGGUUCAGGGAAAAAGGGGAAGAAUGGGGUUGUUAGGGGCCUUGGGCAUGAUGAUGUGUUUCUGGGGUACAGUUACUGGUAAGGCACCUCCAACUGUGGGCCCAUGUGUCCAUAGCAGCAGAGAGGGAUGGUACAGCCAGAAGAAGCUCACAGGAAUUAUUGGACAUACAUGGCCUAAUGCAACAGAGCUGGACUUAUCUCAGAAUUGCCUGAACCUCACUCACUCCAAGAGCUUGCAUAAGAUGCAGAAGUUUGGCCGGUUAGUCAUGCUGAAUCUAUCGGGCAACUAUCUCCCCCUGCUGGAAAGAAACCACCUCAGCAGGCUUUCAGCUCUGAAAGUCCUUGACCUAAGCAGAUGCCAGCUUGUAGGCAUAGAGAAUGGAGCAUUUCAAGGAUUACCAAACUUGCAAACACUGCUAUUGGGAGGCAACAAACUGCAGGACCCCCUACCUACUGCCCUUAGAGACCUCAGAGCCUUAUCUGUCCUGGAUCUCCAUGGCAAUGGACAUAUUAAGAAUGGUCCACCAGAAUGGAUAAAAGGGGUACAGAGAGUGUUUUGGCCAGGGAGCACUGGUUUCAUGCCACCAGGAAAUAAAUCUGAAGGACAUGUACAAAAUCUCAACAUCCUGAGAACAUUUCAAAGGAAGCUGUUGUCAGAUAUCAAUGAGGAUCCUACCACACCAAGCAUAAACAGCACAGACACCAGUAAGGAGCGGCCGUCACACAGCUGGCAGUACCUUGUAGCUGUCUUGGUCACAGCCAUCUUGAUCUCCAUCAUUAUCACGCUUGGGGCCAAAUGCAAGAUCGUCCAUCGUUACCUGGCCAGCUACCGACACACUCUGCUUCCUGAGGGGGACGCUGUAAGCCAGUGCGACCCAAUGAGCCUGGAGGUAGGCUUCUCUGGGCAGGACGUGAUGGGACGAGGCCCUCCCACUGAGCUGGAUGAUGAUGACGGCUUCAUUGAGGACAACUACAUCCAGGCCUGUGAGAGGGAAAGGGCUGAGAGGGCUGCAGAGGAGAUGGAGGGUGAGGAUGAGGAUGAUGGCAUUCAGUUUACCAUUGGAUAAUACCUAAGAAAAAGACACGGCAAGGACAAGGCAGUGGCUGUGAUUCUGUUGGCUACUGUGC